AUGGGAGUGGUGAGCUUUAAUGACCUUGUCAGCUUAUUGCAAGGGCACAUUCAGCACUGCUCAAUGGGAAGAGGUAAGCCCAAGAUCAUACCUUACUUUGAGGCACUGAAACACCAGAGUCAACUAAUUGCUUCUGCAAAGGACCGCUAUGAGUGGUUAGUGAACCACAUUGUGAAGAAUCACAAUGAAACAUGGCCCAACGUUAGCCGACGAAUGCAGACUUCACCUGAAUACAAGGAGUAUGUAUUUUUAGAAGGUACGGGUAAGGCUAAAAAGCUAUUUCAACAACACAUUCACAGGCUAAAACAGGAACACAUUGAAAGGCGUCGCAAAGCAUACUUGAGCGCUCUUCCACUCGCCUUGAGUAGCUUAGUGUCCGAGUUGGAUGAAAUUGAGCAUUUGAGUUGGUCAGGGGUCCAGAAAGUCCUCGAGUCUAAAAAAGACUUUGAUCAUUGGUUUGUGGUACUGGAUGAUGCACCAUGGGAGGAAACGCCACAUCUUGACAACAUGGAGGAUGAGCGUAUCCCCUUUGAUGUGCUAGACACCACGGCUGCUGAAAUAAUCUUUGAUGCACACCUUGAACACUUGCGCAACGAAUGCAAGCGUGCCCAGAUGCGUCAUGAGUUCAAAGCAAAAUUAGCAUCAUCACCUUUCGUUACCCCUGGCAAACCCUGGGAGGAGGCCCGAAGCUUCAUCAUGAAUGAAGACUUCUACCAGUGGCUUGAGGAGCCAGAAUAUUUGGACAUUUAUAACCGGCACCAGAAAGCAAUCAUCGACAGGGCAAAGGAGGAUUUUCAGGAGCUUUUGCUGGAGUACUCUGAGCUCUUCUAUGAACUUGAGGUAGAUGCCAAACCUAGUAAAGAGAAGAUGGGAGCAAUUCAAGAAGUGUUAGGUGAAGAACAACGCUUCAAAACCCUUCAGAAAUUACAAGCCGAAAGGGAUGCUUUAGUGCUGAAACACAUCCAUUUUGUGUAUCACCCUACGAAGGAAACAUGUCCGAACUGCCCACACUGUGUUGACAACAAAAUUGAGCAAAUACUAGCUUUGUGCUUCCCUGCACAAUACCCUUCCUUUGGAAAGUCCAAUAUGUUUGAUGGAAAGGUAGAUAGGAUCAAUCUUGUUAUACUGGGCAAAGAUGGUCUUGCCAGAGAAUUAGCCAAUGAGAUUCGGGCAUUGUGUACCAAUGACGAUCAUUAUAUGCUUGAAGGUAGAAUGUAUGAGCUUGUCCUUCGGCCCAUUGAGGGUAAUGUUAGACUUCCUGUCAAUUCAUUUCAUACAUCCACAUUUACUCCCCAUGGAUGCCUGUGUUUGUACAAUUCAAAAGAGUCCUUAUCAUACAUUGUUGAAAGUAUUGAGAAGUUGCGAGAGUCCACACUUGGCAGAAGGGAAAACCAUAUGGCUCAGCUUCCCCUGUCACUCUUACUAGUAACCAAAAGAGGUGUUGGAGGACUGGGUGACAUUGGUGGUGAGACUGCUCAAGCAUUAAUCUCACAGGGUCAGCAGGCAGCCAUAAAACUGCAGUGUAACUACCUGGAACCUGCCUCCCCAGGCACUGGCUAUGGGCGAAAUGUAAAUGAAAAGCAGAUCAAUCAGGUCUUGAAGGUUCUACUUGAAACAAGGAGGACAUCUACAUUUCGUAGCUAUUCUCCACCUGCACCUCCACUGCCUCCAUGUAUUCGAGAAUUACAGCAGGAUCAGAGUCCAGAGGCUGAAUUACGUAUUGUCAUGUGCCUAAUGUGUGGAGACUCCUAUGACAUUGAUCAACUCCUUGCACCAUUCCUGCUUCCUCAGCAUUGCAGGCCGACCUCUCCUCAGACAAGUGGCACUUCAGUGCUGCUAGAACAAACAAUUGGUGGUCACAAGCAUACAAUUGAACUGUCUCUAAUGUCAUACCACGCUUGUUUUGCCACUCGUAAGAGUCGGCUGGUGCAUGGCUACAUUGCUUUAUACUCUGCUAGCCGCAAGGCUUCUUUUGAAACCCUGUGUGCCUUUUUGUGUGAGGUUCAGGACAUUGUCCCAGUUCAGCUGCUUGCAGUGGGGGAAACCCGGACUGAGCUUCUGGACUCUGAGUCUGCUCAUGAGUUGCUAGUCCAAGGUGAAGAACUGGCCCGUGAACUUGAUGGACGGUUUUGCAGUAUUGUCUGUGGCACUGGAGGAGUUGUUGGAGGACUACACAAACUAGACCUUUUGGAACAAUUUUUCACAGAGGUAUUAGAAAAGAGAACUAUUGUUGAGGCCAGUCAUAUGUAUGAAAACGUUGCAGAAGCCAGUAGCACAAAUGAGAAUGUGUAUUCGCCACACUGUGGCUCCUCAAGCCCUGUAACAAUGCUGUUAGAUUCUGAGGAAGACAUGGAAGCUUCCCCGCCUUACCAUGAUGGCACACUCACCUCUCACGGUAAAUUCAAAUUGCCUGACCUGGACUCAGGUGACACAUUCUCUGUGAUCUCUGACCUUAGCACCUUUGAGAACAAGCUAAAUAAUAAAGUUCCUCCACAAGUAAGACCCAAACCUAGUGUCACAUUUGACCUUAGAAAACCAAAUUUUAAUCCGUAUGUGGAUGCAGUCAGCCAUCGCCGUUCCCUUACAUCCAAUGUGACGUGGCCUCUAGGAGGAGAUUAUGAUCCUUCGGACUACGCUGAGCCAAUGGAUGCUGUCUCUAAACCCCGCCCCAGCUAUGAGGACAGCAUAUAUUCUGUGCCACAUGACAGCACACAGGGUAAAAUUAUUACCAUCCGCAAUUCCAAUCGGAUCCACUCUAAUGGAGGAGGCAAUGGUUCAGACAGUGAAGGGGAUGGCAGUUCAUUGGAGAGACGUCGCAAGUUCUCCCCUGCACGAGUGAAGCCACGUCUCUACCGUGAUCGUUCCAAACGUCUGGGGAAGUUCAGCAGUUUCCGCACUAGUUUUUCCAUUGGUAGCGAUGAUGAGAUUGGCACGCUCUCAAGGUCAAAAGAUGAUGAUGUUUCAGGACUAAAGGCAGACGUACUCAAUGAAGAAGGAGAAGAUCCCAAAAAAAGGAACAUACUGAAAAGUCUUCGCAGACCAGGCAAAAAAACAAGACCAAAGCCUCGUCAUUCUAUCUCUAAGCCUUUGGAGAGUAACUACUUUGGGGUGCCCUUGGUCAAUGUGGUUUCCCUUGAACGACCUAUUCCAGUUUUCAUUGACAAGUGUAUUCGUUAUAUUGAGGCGACAGGUCUGACAACAGAGGGUAUCUACAGGGUAAGUGGGAAUAAGGCGGAGAUAGAGAGCGUGCAGAGACAGUUCGAACAGGACCACAAUCUGGACCUUGUGGAGAAGGACUUCACUGUGAAUACAGUUGCCGGAGCAAUGAAAAGUUUCUUCUCUGAGCUGUCUGAGCCUCUGCUUCCUUAUAGUUCACAGGAGGAGCUGGUGGAAGCUUUCAAAAUUAAUGAUCGAGAACAGAGGCUUCACACAAUGAAGGAUGUGUUAAGACGAUUUCCCAGGGAGAAUUUUGAUGUCUUCAAAUAUGUAAUGAGCCAUCUAAACAAGGUUAGUCAGUGGAACAGAGUCAACUUAAUGACCAGUGAGAAUCUCUCCAUCUGUUUCUGGCCAACACUGAUGCGGCCAGUUUUCACCUCUAUGGAUGCCCUGACAGCCACACGCACCUACCAGACAAUCAUUGAGACAUUCAUCCAUCAGUGUGCUUUCUUCUUUUACAACCAGCCUCCUGCUGAGUCACCCACUGGCCCCUUCGGACCCCCUGGACCACUGGUGCCCUCCGGAUUGCCCCCAUCCCCCACAGCCCACCCUUCUUAUUGCCCUCCAACCCCACAUUUUACACCCCUUCUGCAAUCCCCACCACAUUCUCCCCCCCAGAGCCCACACACGGCCCCUGGAGAACCACAAACACUGUGAAAUGGGGAAAAAUCACGUGGCCCAUUAUUUAGUGAACAACACACACUUACAAUGCAUGCAUACACAUCUACAUUCAUGCUCCGCACACACAUCUAAAAGCCUCUAAAACAUGUAGCUUGUUUAGGUCAGUGUUGUAUGUAAAAAAUUGUUCUGAGCUCUCGGUCCUGCUCCUGGAAAUCCACCUUUCUGCAGAAUUUAGUUCCAACCUGUUCUAACAAACGUCUGUAAUUUUUUAUGUACCAUAAACCUUGACUAUCUGGUUCAGGUGUGUUUGAUUAGGUUUAUAUCUAAACUCUUUGUUGUACAGAGCACCUUAAUCUACAGUUAUUAACACAUAUCACACAAAAUGAAGGUCUGUUAAAAUUUCUUUUUAAAAGGUGUAACCAACAAAGACUCCAAUCACCAUGUCAACACUGCCCUUCAUGUAGUUUAUUACAGAAGGGGGAUGGUGUUAUUUUCUAGAGAGUGAAUCUAGAUGUUCUAAUCAAGAAGGAUACAAACGGUUUUGAAGGAUUUUCCUGUUUUCUUCUUUCAGUAGAAGGCUUUAACAUUUCAUUUUACAACAGUACCUGCUCUUUUCUCUCCUGCUCUCUCUCUCUCUCUCUCUCUCUCUCUCUCUCUCUCUUUACGUCUCCUUAUGGAUCAGUGGUAUGGAGGACGCUAUAGUCAUGAAUGAAAUCACUUUAACAGCAACCAUAUUCACCACUUUGCCUGGCUGUUGUGUUCCACUCUACCAUUAUUGGUUUCUACCCUAUGCCUAUUUUGUUAUAUGAACUUUAAAUAUACCAUGGAUUUCGGAGGAUGUUUUUAUUCUUUGCUUUAAAGACUUGAAGUUCUGACACCUGAAAGGCUAGAAGGUGAUGUUGAUGAGGAUUUGCCUUGCUGAGUGUCUCCUGUGGAUCUUUGCUCAUAAAUUCACCUAAUGGGAGCAUAUGUGCCCUUUCUCUGAAGGCUGGGAUUUAAAUGGCAGCGAUAUCACGUGGUUUUAGGGAAUGCACUUCCAGUUAGCGCUGGUGUGGGGCUCAAGAUCACUGAGACUGCAGAUUUACUCUGACCCUUAACCAUUAGACUCUGAAUCAGCAAUUCAAAACCCUCACACCUUAGUUUUGGAAAAAAAUACGUUGAAGGCCUUUUACUGAUGCCCAGUUUGACUGUUUUACGAACUCCAUUGUUUUUACUUAAUAAUCUAAAGCACUUUUUUGUCUUUUUAUAUAGAC
This is a messenger RNA of Sinocyclocheilus grahami, 5090 nucleotides long. Its product is annotated as rho GTPase-activating protein 35-like. NCBI's taxonomy places the organism in Eukaryota, Metazoa, Chordata, Actinopteri, Cypriniformes, Cyprinidae. The record is from RefSeq and is a predicted model, not a curated record. The transcript is spliced from 9 exons. Gene Ontology annotation, molecular function: GTPase activator activity. Bases 1 to 3873 code for a protein of 1290 amino acids. Gene Ontology annotation, cellular component: cytosol. Gene Ontology annotation, biological process: regulation of cell size; Rho protein signal transduction; regulation of axonogenesis.